AGGAGAGCAACAGCGUAACGAGUAGCGCGCGCCGUCGGUGUGGUUGGUCGUUGCUCGGUCGGACGUUCGGUCCUCGCCGCCAUGCUAGUGGUUAGUUUAGUGAACCAAACAUCAUGAUGUGGCAAAACGUUUGCACGAGCUGAGGCUAAAGUAACGCCGCGAUACCGGCGUACCGUCGUUAUGUUAUCCGUAACCACGUUCAAUAAACGUAAACACAACGGUGUAUAGUACAAAGUAAUAAGAAACAACCAAGAAAAAAAAGAGAUUCCCGCGUACAAUCGUAAAGCAGCGCGACGUUAAAUAACUUUUCCCUCCGUAAUGUAAAUUAAACCGAGGACAGUCAGUUCGUAAGGGCAUAGCGUAUAUAUAGGAUAUCAUUCUUAUCGUACCCGGUAUUAACGCAUAGGAAGAACAAGGAUCCUCGUAACAGCAUACGUUAAACGGAGUUCACGAUGCUGGAUCCAAACGUACUAACGGAUGUGGAGGAGUUGACGUUAUGCAGUUUCUGCAAGCAAAAGUACAACGAUGCAGAGCAGUGUCCCAAGUAUCUGAGCUGCAAGCACUACUUCUGUCUACGCUGCAUUGAAAAGAAUUUAUUGAAGGGACGAGAUCUCUUUUGCGCUCAUUGUUGGAAGCGAACUGAUCUUGGCGACCAAGGACCGGAUGCUCUGCCGACGCAUUCACCGCUGCUGGCCCUGGCCAGCAACUUCACGCACUUGAAGAACGUGAGCGCAAAGCACCCCGUCGACAAGGAACGGAAGAGUGAAAAUUGUCACACACAUGGAAUGCCCUUGGCCCUAUGGUGUGGAACGUGCUGUACGACGCUCUGCCGAGCAUGUGCUACACCUCAGGAACAUCCGGCUCAUCAGAUCAAAUCUCAGACAGAUGCCAAAGAUCAACUUAUAUCUGAAGUCCAAUUGGAGUUGGUAACAGUGGGGAAGCUGUCGGCAGAGAUACAGAGGUUGGCGAUGCAACAAAGGGAGUUCCUUAUCAAGGUCUUGGAAGCCUGCGUUACCCUGAAGACCCACGUCGAGACAGACUUGCAGAAUGGCUGGAGUCACUUUCCGGAAAUAACGGAAGCGCGUGAGACUCUUGGCAAAGCCAAGGCUACACUUCAUUUGAUGGAGAGUCCGGAUGACAUGUGCAGCCUUCACUCCCAGCUCGUCCUUGAGAAGCAGCGACUUCAGAACAAGUAUCAGGAGAUGAUGCUUCAGUGUCAACUCGAUGACUUGAUUGGAAACUCUGGAGUGGUUUUCGAUUUUGCCCUCCUGAAGCAGGCGCUUGCCGGGAUACAUACUGGGGAGUCUAUUGCAUCUCAGACGAUACCAGGAAAUGCAACCAGGUUGCCGCAUCAUCUUGCCGCCUCUCAUAACCCAAUAUUGUUCCUUGCCAACUAUUGCAUGUCCCAGCUGUACUCGAGGCACGUCGUGAGCAAGCAGCACAUGCAAAAUGGUUCCAUUGAGUAUCAUUCUGGCACAGCAGCACCAGGAGGACCAGGAAUGAUGCCGCCACCGCCACCACCACCACCGCCAACCACAGCCACAGCCACUGCCUCGCCAUCUGUUAUACAUCUUCAUCAGGUGCAGCAGCAAUCCGUACCACCGCCACCACCAUUACCUCAGCAACAGCAACAGAGGCCGGUUGCGCCGUCUACGCCACAGCAGCAUCAACACCUUCUGGUAUCAUGUGGUUCUCCAUCCAUGAAACCAAUACCGCCACCACCACCGAACUCUAAUUCUAAUCUUCAUCCACAGCAGCAGCCGGGUUUCAUCAACUGUGAGAACAAUGCUUCUGGCAACAACGUCGUGGUAUGUCCACCAGGAAGCGUUGUUCCAGCUGCCGUUGGUGGUAAUGGCAAUGGCGUUGUUGCUGGGAAUCUCGCCGCGGUGCAUCCACCAGCUAUGCGAGGACCUUCCACGCCUUAUCCACUGUACUACUUCAACAUGGAGGUAAACGGCUCGCCCCACGGUCGCAUCGUCAUCGAAGUGAGGCCGGACGUUGCGCCGAAGAUGGCGAAAAACUUCAGUGUUCUGGCGACGGGCGAGAUCGGUGUUGGAUACAAGGGCUGUACGAUAUUCCAGUGCUGGGAAGGUGAGUCAGUAAUAACAGGCGACUUCGAGCUGAACAAUGGUCGGGGUGGCAGAAGCAUAUACGAGGAUGGAUACUUCAUGCCGGACGAUACGAAAUUCCCGGCUGUUCGAGGCGCAGUGGGAAUGCGACGAACCCAGAAGCGCCACGACAACCUCGGCAUGGUUGGAUCCCAGUUUCGUAUAAUACUCCAGGAGAUGCGCGGAUUCACAGGGAUCUUUGGUCAUGUCGUCGAGGGCUUGGACUUGGUCGAGAAGAUAGCGACCUUUGGCGACCAAGCCGGUAAACCUACCAAGACCAUCCUUAUCACGAAAUGCGGCAAGCUUUAGCCUCCUGGUCAUGUAGUCCUACGCGCAUCGUACUUCCACCGAUUAUCCUUAUAAUCUCAUCCUUAAGAUGUACUAUUCUACGCCUUUUCCUGUUUGGCUACUACGCGAUUACCACUUCCUGUGUCCGCUGCAUAUGCGUCUCUCUGUUCCCUGUUGUAGACGCGCGCGCACCAGGGUGGUUUGCACGUUACAUAUUAUAUAAAGAGAGCGCAGGACGAAUAUUCCUUUAACGUAUUGACAAGGCGAGCGAGAGAGGGUUAAGGCUAAUCAAGAGAGUAAAAGUGAGAGUGAAAAUGAGAGUGUACGCGAAACGAGAGAGAGAAAGAGCGAGAGAGAGUAUCGUCACGACGCGCACCACUUUCUAGAACGGUAUAGGAGAUACGUAGUACGUAUCUCGUGUAUACAUUCAGUACGCGUGGAGUCACAACUUAAUUACCCGUUACUAUUAAUGAUAGAAUCUAAAGAUGGUUGACUCUAUUUUUAAAAAUCGAACGCAUUUAAAUAAGAAAUCGAUAUUUUCCUAUUGCCCGGGAAUCGAUAAUGUUAUAUUGACAAGAAUCGUAGUUAGCGUACCAUUUCCGUCUGUAGCAGACGCCCAGCGUCUGUCGAUAGCGCCGUAAUAAUUCAUCUCAUAAAAACCGACGCAGAUUCCGUCAAUAACCGCCAAUCGGCAUAACCCAAGGAUAUCGUUAAGAAAAUCAGUCGAUCCCCUCCAUUUCUUCUUUUUCUGUUCUCCGCAAUAGCCUUGUUUCAAAAUGAAUACGAUAGUAUAGUAUAUUUUGUUUACGAACACGAGCGUCGAUAGCAAGCAGUUAGCAAAAAGAAAGGAAAAAAAAAGAAACAAAAAUACGAUAACGCGAUUAAAAAGAUAAUAAAUUACACUUAAACGAAUACAGACAAAACAAAAUCAGGUGUACAAGUUAAAUAUAAAGAAAUGAGGGACGUAUAUAUUGUCAAUGGCGGUAGAAAUCGACUGGUGCGUCCUUUAUAAAUCCUAUAAUUUAAGUUAGAUCACUGUGUGAGAUGCGUCCAUGGCCUAAAGCGAUAACGGUAAUGGGCGUCCCGACGACUUACAAUAAUGAAAACGAAUGAUUUUAAGACGAAAGAGACGAGAGUCGAAUGAAUUGACGUAUAUAUCAUUCCUUGAUGCAGUAAAAGGAUGCAUCGAUGCAUAAACGAUAAUGUAAUAUCGUCGUAGCGUUACAUAUAAGUCAUCCCGUAAAUCCUAAUCAUUAUAUAUCAAGAACAUUAUGGAAGCAUGUCGAUAGAUACUAAUUAGUGGAUUUACGAUGAAUUUCAGUGAACGAGUCGACAUUUAAGUUUUACCAGUUAGAAAACGAGAGUAACGAAAGAUAUAAAUAUAAGAGAGAAAAAGUCAGAAUGACUGUGUACCGAUUACUAUAAAUGACAGAGUCGCUGUUAUGUUUGCACUGUGCAAUAACGAUUCCGAUGCGAGCAGUGUACCUCUAGAUGUAUUACUCGACGAGAAAUAUAUAUUUUAAAAAGAGACAAGAAUGAUAGAGAGAGAGAGAGAAAGGGAGACGUUAUAGAAGCUUGCGUUUGUGAUCGUUAUCCGACAUGCUGCUCUACGUUUAAUAAAUAAAUCGUCAAACUUAAAAA
Molecule: messenger RNA, 4037 nt
Organism: Cephus cinctus (wheat stem sawfly)
Lineage: Eukaryota; Metazoa; Arthropoda; Insecta; Hymenoptera; Cephidae
Biological process (GO): protein peptidyl-prolyl isomerization
Molecular function (GO): zinc ion binding; peptidyl-prolyl cis-trans isomerase activity
Source: RefSeq, a predicted model, not a curated record